Clonostachys rhizophaga is the source of this 906-nucleotide messenger RNA. NCBI's taxonomy places the organism in Eukaryota, Fungi, Ascomycota, Sordariomycetes, Hypocreales, Bionectriaceae. The record is from the annotation of a GenBank genome assembly.
AUGGGUCUCCAGAAUGUCAAGCACAUCGUGCUAGUUCUCUCCGGCAAGGGCGGCGUCGGCAAAUCGUCCGUUACCACCCAACUCGCCCUCUCCCUCUCCCUCGCCGGCCACUCGGUGGGCAUCCUCGACGUCGACCUGACCGGCCCCUCGAUCCCACGAAUGCUCUCCAUCGAAGCCUCCAAAGUGACGCAGGUGCCCGGCGGCUGGGCCCCCGUCCUCGUGCACGAGGCGGACGAGGAAAGGGGCAUCGGAAGCCUCCACGCUAUGAGCCUGGGCUUCCUGCUCCCGAAGCGGGGUGACGCCGUGGUCUGGCGCGGGCCCAAGAAGACGGCCAUGAUCCGACAGUUCCUGAGCGACGCCCUCUGGGCUCCGACGGACUACCUCCUCAUCGACACCCCGCCGGGCACCAGCGACGAGCACAUAUCCCUGGCCGAGACGCUGCAGCGGGAUGCGCUCCCCGGUCAGGUGGCCGGCGCCGUGGUGGUGACGACGCCGCAGGCGGUCGCGACGGCGGACGUGCGCAAGGAGCUCAACUUUUGCACCAAGACGGGGCUGCGCGUGCUCGGCGUCGUGGAGAACAUGAGCGGGUUCGUCUGCCCGCACUGCUCGGAGUGCACCGACAUCUUCCAGUCCGGCGGCGGCAAGAAGAUGGCCGACGAGUUCCGGGUGCCGUUCCUUGGGUCGGUGCCGAUUGAUGCGCAGUUUGUCGCGCUAAUUGAGGAAGGGAUCCGGCCGACGUACCCGGAGGGAACGGUCGUGAACGGCCGGGAUAUCUCCAACGGCGGGCAAGCGGGCAGCAAAGACGGCACGCUGGCUGAAAAGUACAAGGAUUGCCUUCUGUUCCAUCUUUUCCAGGGCAUCACUGAACAGGUGGUGCAGGCCGUUCAGGCAGGGGACGGGAGGUGA